UGAAUGUUCAAUUUCCAACUUCUCCCCUCGACACAAAAGCCCUAUUUCGCUCUGCUCUAUCUCCACCCUCCGCAGAGUUCAGGCGAAGCGACGACGAGAUCGUGAUCUCUUCAGGUUUUCUUAGAGCAACGCAAUCGGGAUGAGCCGCUACGACGGUCGCGCCUCCGACCCCGGCUCCUACCGCGAACGGAGAAGCGAUACGGGACUGGGAAGCGGUUCUCAGAGCUACAUCAGGGGAUUCGAGUCCUCUGGCAAGCGAGACACGGGAGGCGCCGCGGACUUGGACCUGCUGACCCCCUUCGAGAAGAACUUCUAUGUGGAGUCGCCCUCCGUGGUCGCCAUGAACGAGGAGGAGGUGGAAGCGUAUCGCAGGAAGAGGGAGAUAACAGUGGAGGGUCGCGACGUCCCCAAGCCGGUCAGAGAGUUUCGGGACGUUGGAUUUCCAGAAUAUGUAAUGCAAGAAAUAGAGAGAGCUGGAUUUGUUGAACCGACUCCUAUUCAAGCACAAGGGUGGCCGAUGGCUUUAAAGGGCCGUGACCUCAUUGGUAUUGCUGAAACAGGCUCUGGGAAGACACUUGCUUAUCUGUUACCUGCAAUUGUCCAUGUAAAUGCACAGCCAGUCUUAGCUCUUGGCGAUGGACCAAUUGUUUUAGUCUUGGCUCCAACCCGUGAACUUGCUGUCCAGAUCCAACAAGAAGCAACAAAGUUUGGAGCUUCCUCAAAGAUAAAGAACACUUGUAUCUAUGGUGGGGUUCCGAAGGGACCUCAAGUUCGAGACCUUCAAAAAGGUGUUGAGAUUGUCAUUGCUACACCUGGACGUCUUAUUGAUAUGCUGGAAUCACAUAAUACAAAUUUAAGAAGAGUAACUUAUCUUGUUCUGGACGAGGCUGAUCGAAUGCUGGACAUGGGCUUCGAACAACAGAUUAGGAAAAUUGUUUCCCAGAUUCGCCCAGAUCGCCAAACUCUUUACUGGAGUGCUACUUGGCCCAAGGAGGUUGAGCAACUUGCAAUGCAGUUUCUCUACAACCCAUACAAGGUGAUUAUUGGUUCUAUUGACUUGAAAGCCAAUCAUGCGAUACACCAACGGGUGGAGAUUGUCUCAGAGAACCAGAAAUAUAACAAAUUGGUUAAUCUGUUGGACGACAUAAUGGAUGGCAGCCGAAUUUUGAUAUUUAUGGACACCAAGAAGGGCUGUGAUCAGAUCACAAGACAGCUACGUUUGGAUGGUUGGCCUGCUCUAUCUAUCCAUGGGGAUAAAAGUCAAGCUGAAAGAGAUUGGGUUCUCUCAGAAUUUAAAUCAGGGAAGAGUCCCAUAAUGACUGCUACUGAUGUUGCUGCUCGUGGUUUGGAUGUGAAGGAUGUGAAAUAUGUGAUCAACUAUGACUUUCCUGGUUCUUUGGAGGAUUAUGUGCACCGAAUUGGCAGAACGGGAAGAGCUGGGGCUAAAGGCACAGCAUAUACAUUCUUCACUGCAGCUAAUGCAAGAUUUGCUAAAGAUCUCAUCAAGAUUUUAGAAGAAGCUGGACAGAAAGUUAGUCCCGAACUUGCCAAAUUAGGUCGUGGUGCUCCCCCUCCUCCAGUUCACGGUGGAUUCAGAGAUCGUUAUGGAAGCAACCGAUCUUGGAGCUGACAUUUGAAGGAAGAAAAGAGGAAAUUGGCCGGUUAAAUUCCAAGUAAGGGAGUGGGGAUUCCUCACCUGCAAUUUCUAGAUCGGAUAACCAUACUGUAUGAAUAAUUGUGAUUUUCUAAUGUAGUAGUAAUAGUAGUUGCUCUUUUACAUUGUCUACCACUUUCCUUACUGCUUAAGGGUUAAAUGGAUGUUUUUGUAUUCGUACAAAUACAUCUCAUGGAGAAGAUUAUUUGAUGGACAAACAAGAUGGAUAAGCAUCAUUCGAUAAUAUUAAGAGCUCUUGAUGGACA
Molecule: messenger RNA, 1920 nt
Organism: Zingiber officinale
Lineage: Eukaryota; Viridiplantae; Streptophyta; Magnoliopsida; Zingiberales; Zingiberaceae
Product: DEAD-box ATP-dependent RNA helicase 20
Exons: 10
Coding region: 140-1630 (496 amino acids)
Cellular component (GO): cytoplasm; ribonucleoprotein complex; nucleus
Molecular function (GO): RNA helicase activity; ATP binding; RNA binding
Source: RefSeq, a predicted model, not a curated record